Molecule: messenger RNA, 1263 nt
Organism: Dendrobium catenatum
Lineage: Eukaryota; Viridiplantae; Streptophyta; Magnoliopsida; Asparagales; Orchidaceae
Exons: 3
Coding region: 482-1060 (192 amino acids)
Cellular component (GO): mitochondrion
Source: RefSeq, a predicted model, not a curated record
CGGUGAGAAUCGAAUGAAACCCUAAUCCCUAAUUCCUGGUCUUCCGAAUCCGUCUCCCACCAAACCUAUCAGACUCAGAAGCCGACAACUGUCAUCGGAUUUUUUUCCGCACUGGUCUUUCUUGGGUUCUUCUUUCCUUUAUCUUCUUCUCCACGUCGCUUCCCCCUUCGACGACUGAUCUCCUUCCGUUCUUCACUCGAAUCCUCCGCCUCUUCUGGAGUAUCUCGUGCUUGCGGGAUGAGAAUACAUAGAGAGAGUGUUUGGUGAGGGGAAUGUAGACAGUAAGUUUUUAAAUGUGAUCGCGUCAGAAUACCCUUUCUUAAUUUGGACUCUGUCGCGCGUGUUCUUUAAAGCUAAUAAGCUUAUUUUGCAUUUGGAGGCUAGCAUCGAUACUUGCUUAAAAAAGUCCGGUUCUUGAAUUUCUUUUUUCUUAAUUUGAAAGUUGAAGUUUUUGGCCUCACUUACCGAGUUAAAGCAAAGAAUGAGCUUAGGAGGUGCAUUUAGGAACAUCAUCCGCCCUCUGUCAGCAAAAAUGCUUUUAACAAUCCCUGCAAGAUUAUCUGAUGCAGUUCCCUUACCAUCGGCAAUAGAAAAGUCCCAAUGCCUUCGAACAACUUUCAUCAUCAAAGGGCCCUUGGGUCUUUCUUUGAGACGAUUGUUCGGCACUUCAACAGGUGGUGCGGCUUUCCAGAGCUUGACUGAUACUCAUUUCCCAAAGAGAAGGCCCGGAACAAAGCCUCGUAGGAAGAGGGCAAGUCUCAAACCUCCGGGUCCGCAUGCUUGGAUUCAGUAUGUUCCUGGGGAACCAAUUCCUAGAAGCCGUCCCAAUGAAGGAAGUGUCCAAGGGAGAAAACGGAUAAAGCGUAUCUUGCAACGGAAGGAUUUUAUUUUGACUGCGAAGAGGAAAAAACAAGCUGAAUAUAAAGUCGCCAGAAGGAAAAAAUACAUGGAGAGGAUAGAAAGGAAGAUGGCAGCUGUAGCUCGUGAGAAAGCUUGGGCUGAAAGGCUCAAAGAACUUCAGGAGAUCGAAGCUCAAAAGAAGGCCUCAAUGGCUUCAUAACUGUUACAUGCUUUAUGGAAGUAGUUUUUCAACUGUUUGUUAUAUGCUUUUUUUAAGUGCUUGAGGAUCUGUAGUUUUCAUGUUUGAUAUGGAUUGAUGUUGAAAUAACGAGACUUCCUGCAGAGAAUAAAGCCUCUCAACUGUUUUAAUUAUUGCUUAUGCUGCUAAUGAUUGAUUAAGAAGAGGGAUUUAUGAUUCUUACA